Suillus subaureus is the source of this 6507-nucleotide messenger RNA. RefSeq lists its product as uncharacterized. Gene Ontology annotation, biological process: intracellular signal transduction; positive regulation of Rho protein signal transduction. The record is from RefSeq and is a predicted model, not a curated record. Lineage: Eukaryota; Fungi; Basidiomycota; Agaricomycetes; Boletales; Suillaceae. Gene Ontology annotation, molecular function: guanyl-nucleotide exchange factor activity; calcium ion binding; actin binding. The transcript is spliced from 17 exons. Bases 119 to 6112 code for a protein of 1997 amino acids.
GCGCAGUCUCCGCUUUAAAGGGUAGUUUCAUCACCGUGUGCUACAACGACAAGACCUAUUUUCUCUCAUUCUUCGAUCUUCAUAUCAGCUUAAAUUUGCACAGGCGUAAUCUGGUACGAUGUCGCAGUGGGGCCAGCCGGGAUUUCAGUAUCCCAUGUCCACAGGUUAUCCAGGUCAACAGCAGCAACAAUUUCAGCCUGGCCAGAAUCCUCAAUUUCAGCAGCAACCCGGUUUCCAAUCUGGAGGAAUAGCUGGUGGUGGUUUUCAUCCUGGUGGAAUUGCUCCACAGCCUACUGGGUUUCCAGGCGCGCGACCACAGCAGGGUUACCAGCAGCCUCAACAGACAGGCUACCUGGGCCCUGGUCCCUCUAGACUGGGUAUUUUGCAAGCCCAGCCUACGGGUUUCCCAAGUGAGAAUAGCUUUGCACAGCAGGCUCGUCCACAGCCUCCACCUGUCCCGCCAAUCCCAAGUCAAUUCCAGCAGCAGCAGCCUCCACCUGUCCCGCCCAUUCCAAGUCAAUUCCAGCAACAGCCUCAAUUCCAGCAGCAGCCUCAGUUACACCAACAGACUGGGUUCGCAAAUCCACAGGCGCACCGUUUCGGACACCCGUCUCCAUCAGGAUUCGGUGGAAACCCAAGCCUCGUACCCCAGCCGACUGGCUUUGCGGGUCGUACUGUUGCGCCCUUGAUACCCCAAGCAACUGGCUUCGUAGACCCACGGUUGCAGAUGAUGUCUAACUCGUUCUUACCUGCCAAUAUCUCUGCACCAUAUAGUGCGGGAGGAAUGCCCCAGCUUGCUGCCCCUCCCCAACAACAGUUGGGCGGUCUAUCUUUGCAGCAAUCCUUCCAGCAACAUAAUCAGACACGAGGCAUAGGGUCUGCACCCAAGAUCCCAUGGACGCUCUCCAAGGGUGAAAAGAAGCAAUACGACCAGAUUUUCAGAUCCUGGGAUGCCCAAGGCACUGGUUUCAUCAGCGGUCAGACUGCACUCGAGGUCUUCGGCCAAAGUGGAAUCGAUAAGAAUGAUCUUGCUCGCAUCUGGACCCUUGCUGACGCUGAUAACCGCGGCAAGCUCAACCUUGCUGAAUUCCAUGUCGCAAUGGGCCUGAUCUACCGCAAACUUAAUGGCAAUGACAUACCUGAUGAACUUCCAUCCGAACUCAUCCCUCCUUCCUCCCGAGAUCUUGAUACCUCUGUUAAUUUCCUCAAGGAUAUUCUCAAGAACGAUACACGCGCCCGCUCUCCAUUGGGUCUUGACACUCCUGUCUCGCGUCUCAAAGAGCGCUCAUUUAAUUCUACAUCUGUACCAGGUGCUGGCGGACGACAAGAUGCUACAGUCUACAAGCACACCGACGCAGAACCUCCUGGUGGGUUCUACCAGCCCCGCAGCAGGCAUCUCGACCGCAGCACUGUGCGCUCGCGCAAUGAAGACAACAGCCCUACCGCAGAUAUGUCUGAUAUAAAGCGUCAACUUGCCAACACGCAAAAGAUGCUUGAUGCAAGCGCAGUAGCAGAUGCGGGCGAUGAUGAUCUCGAUCGUGAGAUGGGCGAUCUGCGUUACCGCAUAAAGCGGCUGCAAGAUGAUCUGGACUAUGUCUCCCGCGGUCCGAGGAGCGCAAGCAAAGAGGAGGAGCGUAGGAGGUUGGAGAGAGAGCUUUUGCAGCUCAUGCAUGAGCGCGUACCUGAGCUCGAGCGCAAGAUCGAGGACCGCCAGGCGAGAAAAGAGAGGGAGGAUCGCGAGUACGCCAGAGAGCGUGAUAGGAGGAAUGAGAGAUCUGGUCGGUUUGACGAUACGGAUGGCCGGCAUUCGCCUUCCUUGCGCUAUCGAGAUGAUGACCGCGAUAGACCUUAUUCUCGCAGUGCAUCAAGGUACGAUAGGGAUGGCAGAGACUAUGACAAGGAUAGGUCGUACCGUGACCGCCAUGACGAUCGGGAUCUAGAUCGUAGUCUGUCGACAUCAACGCGUACUCCGCCGCCGCCGCCGCCACCUGCUGCUCCGGCAAACAACAUAUCGCAACCUCCACCUCCACCGCCGGCAGCCCCCAGCCGCUCGCCUGCUCCAGGGAUGAAAAACAUGACACCUGAAGAGCGCAAAGCGUUUAUCCAAGUGCAAGCCAAGAAACGUCUCGAAGAGCGUAUGCAAGCUCUAGGCGUUUCUGCCCCAUCGUCGACUACAUCACCUACCUUGGAUGUCAGUGUUGAAGACAGACUCGCUCAGGAGAAGAAGGAAGCGGAGGAGAAAGCCAAGGAAGCUGAGAGACAGGCUGAAGAGCGCGAGAGGCUUAGGAGAGAACGACUUGAAAGCGAGAAGGCUCUCAAGGAAGCCAAGGCAACUCCUCAACCUACGUCUACUGUACCUACACCUACUACCACCGCCCCAGCUCCUGCUCCUGCACCCAAGGUUGCGUCGCCAGCUCUGAAACCACGUGCACCUCCACCUCCACCAAGGAAGGGUUUUGCUCUUCGUCCACCUGCGACUCCAUCUUCUGUGCCCUCGCCUGCUCCCGCUCCCCCAGUACCAACCCCUGUGCAUGCUGUUGUUCCCCCGCCAGCCCCCGUAGCACCUGCUCUUCCACCAGUACCUACUGUACCCAAAGAAGACCCGGAGGACGCAGCUUUCAAAGCCCGUGAAGCAGCCCUUCGCCAGAAACGAGAAGACCACGCUGCCCUCCUCCGCAAGCUUGAGGAAGAGGAGGAGGAAGCGCGUCGUGCUGAAGAAUUAUACCUGGCACGCCGAAAGCAGUUCUUGGCUGGUAAAUCUGCCGUAUCUCCUACCACGCCUGCUACACCUACGUCUCCCGUCCCCCCCCCGCCGCCGCCGCCGCCUGCUCUUCCAGCAGAGCCCGAGUCUGGGCCAGAGGAAGUGGCGCCUACUAUUACUGCUCCACCACCGCCGCCGCCGCCGCCGCCCGUAAUGCCUGUAAAUAAGUCGAGUACCAAUCCUUUCAGUCGAAUGAUGAAGGAGGGGGGGUCUGCUGUUUCGACCCCUGCGGCGUCCAACGGUAGCAGCAACCCCUUCUUCCUCAACAAUCCUGCGCCUCCACCUACCGCGCCCGCUCCCCCGAAAAGUCCCGGACCCUCGAGCAAAACGACCUACAACACAGCUGGAGGUGAUAGUGAAGAUGACUGGGAUGACGUCAUGGAAAACGAAGAGAAUGAUAGUAGUGAUGAGGAUUUGGGUUCGAGGGAUACACGUAUGGGUUUGGCGCAACAGCUGUUUGGGAACUUGUUGCCUUCAAGGCCGCAAUCUACUGGGCCUGAGAAGUCUCGAAGUCCUGCGCCUUCUGUGCCUCUGCCGCCACCUUCUGCGCCUCCUGCACCAUUUGCUCCCACUCCCCCUGCUGCACCUCCGCCACCCGCACUCGCUGCACCCUCUCCGCCAUCCGCGCCAUUUGCACCCCCGCCACCAGCAGUCAAUAUCGCUUCCCCAGCUCCAACUGGUGAUCGCAAUGCCCUCUUGAGCGCUAUCCAAGGAGGAGCAAGAUUGAGGAAGUCUGUUACCAAUGACCGCAGUGCUGCAGCGACCUCUGGCAAAGUUAUUGGUGAUGUUGCUCCUCCUGCUCAUAUCAAUGCUGCGUCCCGUCCAGCGUCGCCUCCCGCUGCUAUUGCAUCAGCAGCAUUUGUACUUCCUUCACCUCAAGAGCCCAUCACCGAGGCAGCCCACAUCCCCGGAGGGUCGACUUCAGGACACGGUAAAAAGGAAUCGGUUGAUUGGUAUACUGGUCUUGCUGCUGACCAUGGCGCAGUGCAUCACUUGCCAGCUACUAUCGAGGAGGAUGAGGAGGGAGCUGAGGAUGUGUCUGCGAUGCCGGAGAUUCAAGUUUCUGAGGCAACGACUGAUCUGAUGGAUGAUAUUGAUAGGUCUACUGAGUUCCGUGUGCGAUCGCUUUACACGUAUGAGGGACAGAGACCUGAUGAUCUUAGUUUUGUUGAGAACCUGAUCAUUACUGCUCAUCCAUCCAAGACAGGAGGCGAUUGGUGGUAUGGCACCAUCGUCAAGGACGGCAAAUCCGGAUUCUUCCCACAAACAUACGUACAAAUGGUGGAACCAGUGAAAGCAAAUGCUUUGUACUCGUAUGCAGGGGAGAACGCAGAUGAGCUUCCCUUUGCGGAAGGUGACGAACUCUCCAUCAUAGAUAGAAGCGAAGCAGAUUGGUGGAAAGCUGAACGAGACGGGAUCGUCUUCAUCGUGCCAGCGGCUUACCUGGAGAUAGUAGAGGCCGCCGGAUCUCCACACCUCGUGCGCGUGAACCCGCGUGAGAAGCCGUCGACUAACAUUGACAGCGUCGAACGUCUUGACAUUACGGGAGCAACAGCUGCCAGUGGAUCACCUGAUGAUGAUGACAACCGAGUUGACAGGUCUUCCGAUGGGGGCGAGGACUAUUUUUCGAUGGACGAGUCAGAUGACGAUUCAGAAGGGUCUGAAGAUGGGACUGUUGAGGACGAACACGCUCGAGAGCUUGAACGUCAACGAGUGUUGGAGGCGGCGGGUCUGAUUGUAGAUACGAGCUCGCGUGUGAUGGCGCCGCCUAAUCCGCCAGUACAGAAGCGCCGCCCUCCACCCGUGACCCCUCAUCGUGUUUCCAUAGCACCAGUGACUUCGAAGAAUCUUCCGCCGGUACCGACUGUCGACUUGACAGAUACUGAACUCGAUUCGACGUCUCGUCUGGACGACGCUUUCGACCGGUACGAGGUUUUCAAGAAAACGAAUGUGAAUUUCAACAAUAGGAUGUCUGUCUCAUCCUUUGAUACCACUCCUUCGUCGCCGCCGCGCUCGCCUGCUGUGUCUUUGGCGCCUAGUCUUACCCAUCGAGAGUGGGAGAGUCGUACGUCGCAGUUUUUGAGCUUUUUGGGGAGACAUACGAAUAGGUCGACUACGCCGGAACCUGAGAAGAAAACGUUGGUCAUAUCUGGUCCUAUCGUCAAUACGCCUCUUGGUGGUGAGACUGGAGAUGAGGGCCCUAGUUUUGGCACGUCGUGGGCGAGUUUAGUGGAUAAAUCGGCGCUCGAGGGCAUUCCUAAGAUGGAGCGGCGGCGACAAGAGGCAAUAUUUGAACUUAUCUCCACCGAAGCAGACUACGUUCGCGACCUGCAGCUCAUCGUUGGAUUGUUCUACUCUCGACUUAUGGGCACGCUCGGAGAGAAGGCGACCACUGUUAUAUUUGCUAAUAUUGAAGACAUACUACUCACUAAUACUACAUUCCUUUCUGUUCUUGAAGAGCGUCAGAAAGACUGUCGGCUCUAUAUCGACCACAUUGGCGAUGUUCUGGAGACUCACAUUCCUAACAUGCACCUUUAUUUGUCGUAUUGCGUGAACCAGUUCAAUGCUGCCAAGGUUCUUCAGUCUAUGAGAGACAGCAAUGCUGACCUUGCUGCUCAACUUCAGCGCCUCCGCGAUGACCCUUCUGCUCGAUCUCUUGAUUUAUCACAUUAUCUCCUCGUACCUAUGCAGCGCCUUACCCGAUAUCCUCUCCUCAUUCGUCAAAUCCUUCAAUACACCGAUCGCCCCUCAACGACUGACACUAACACUGCUACUCAACCUGCAACUAGCGGCUACUCACCAGGCGAUGCCGAGGAACGACGAAACAUCAGUGCUGCUUUGGACGCAGCAGAGAAGAUUCUAGAGCACGUGAACGAGACGAUACGGGAGCAAGAAGGGAAGGAAAGGCUGAGUGAGAUUAGCAAGGAUCUAUGGAUCGGACAGGGUCGCCUUGAUCUAACUGCUCCAACUCGCCACCUGGGACCGCGAAAGCUUUUGAAGGAAGGGGUGAUAAGCAAAGCAAAAAGCGGCCGCAAACUUCGUCUGUUCCUGUGCAGCGACAUACUUGUGCUGACGCAUGAAGGGGGCAAGGGUUUAUAUCGUGUUCCCAUACCUCUCAACGAAGUACAAAUAAAGGGGUCGAGAAACGAGCGAGACGACUCUCUGCUUCGCCUGCACCUUGCAUACCCGCGUGGUGGCGAUACCAUUGUUUUGCGAGCAAACUCAAUCAAGGAAUGCUUAUCAUGGAGAGACGCAAUAGAACGUGCUAGUCGGAGAGCUAGAGAGGGAGAACGAAGAGCUGCCAAAGCUCAGCGUACGGUAUCAUUGAAGACGGACCUAGUAGUAUCGUAGAGUUUACAGACAUUUGAUUCGAUUUAUUUGCUAUGACUCACUGGGAUAAAUGAAGGAUACGACUGUCUUCCUGAAUUCUAGUAGUUGCAGGGUCUGCCAGUGACUAUGGGAGACUGCACGAAAGCAGAUCCAAAUAUGUACAUAGACGAUUGUGGGCCGCCCACACAGCCUGGUACCUCAGUCAACUGACUUCAAGUAUGGAUCUUGAUUUACAUAAAGCUGAAUCAAGGACUCAUCGAUGCAUCGUGUAUGCAGCCAUAUAUAUUGCCCAUUACCCGCUGCCCAUUGCCCUAGAUGCUGGCUUCAGGUCAGGAAAAACUACCAUCCUCCAGAGAGUUUGUAAUACACGGGACAACCCACGAAUCUAUAAUUGUGCUGGGAAAAAGGCGCGCCCC